Sphenostylis stenocarpa is the source of this 315-nucleotide messenger RNA. The record is from the annotation of a GenBank genome assembly. NCBI's taxonomy places the organism in Eukaryota, Viridiplantae, Streptophyta, Magnoliopsida, Fabales, Fabaceae.
AUGGCAUCAAAGUUUAUUUUUACCACUGUUGUUAUACUUAUGCUUCUGUGCUUGCUUCUUAUGAGGGAGCCUUCUGGUUGUGGUUCUGCAUAUGAAGGCUUUGGUGCUAAUGCUGUUGGUCUCAGGGACAUUCCAAACAGGAAGGUGCUGUCUGUUUUGAAGGAUAAGAAAACUGUUCUAAAGGCAAGUUUGCAAGGAUCAUCAAGCAUCAAGUAUGGUGAAAAGCCACUGAGUUGGGAGUUGAGGAAGGUUCCUUCGGGUCCAGAUCCCCUGCAUCAUAAUGGCGUCAACCCCAAAAAGCCUCAAACCCCUUAA